GUUGGCGGGGGCAGCGCCGCUUCCUGCGGCUGAGGACGCGCUCGGGCGGCGCUGCGGGACCGCGGCUCGGCGGCGGCUCGGAGCCCGCGCCCGGCGUCUGUCUUGAAGUGUAGGGUGAAGGUUUCUCUUCACGGUGCAUGGACGGAAAGCCAAUGCGCAGGUGUGCCAGCACUCGCCCAGGAGAGACCGGAAUGGACGUGACCAGCCGCUGCACCCUGGGGGACCCCAACAAGCUGCCCGAAGGCGUGCCGCAGCCCGCGCGCAUGCCCUACAUCUCCGACAAGCACCCCCGGCAGACCCUGGAGGUCAUCAACCUGCUCAGGAAGCACCGCGAGCUCUGCGAUGUGGUGCUGGUAGUGGGGGCCAAGAAGAUCUACGCCCACAGGGUGAUCCUGUCGGCCUGCAGCCCCUACUUCCGAGCCAUGUUCACCGGGGAGCUGGCGGAGUCGCGGCAGACCGAGGUGGUGAUCAGGGACAUCGACGAGCGCGCCAUGGAGCUGCUCAUCGACUUCGCCUACACCUCGCAGAUCACCGUGGAAGAGGGCAAUGUCCAGACCUUGUUGCCGGCUGCUUGCCUUCUGCAGCUGGCUGAGAUCCAGGAGGCCUGCUGUGAGUUCCUCAAGAGACAGUUGGACCCUUCCAAUUGCCUCGGCAUCCGGGCCUUUGCUGACACUCACUCGUGCCGUGAGCUGCUGAGGAUCGCUGACAAAUUCACACAGCACAACUUCCAGGAGGUGAUGGAGAGUGAGGAGUUCAUGCUGCUUCCUGCCAACCAGCUGAUAGACAUCAUAUCCAGUGACGAGUUAAACGUGCGCAGCGAAGAGCAGGUGUUCAACGCCGUGAUGGCCUGGGUGAAGUACAGCAUCCAGGAGAGAAGACCCCAACUGCCACAGGUCCUGCAGCACGUCCGCCUGCCCCUGCUGAGUCCCAAGUUUCUUGUGGGUACAGUGGGUUCUGAUCCACUCAUUAAGAGCGAUGAGGAAUGCAGGGAUCUGGUGGAUGAAGCCAAAAACUACCUGCUGCUGCCCCAAGAGCGGCCGCUGAUGCAGGGACCGCGAACGAGGCCGCGCAAACCCAUCCGCUGCGGAGAGGUGCUCUUUGCAGUGGGGGGCUGGUGCAGCGGGGACGCGAUUUCCAGCGUGGAGCGCUACGACCCCCAGACCAACGAGUGGAGGAUGGUGGCUUCCAUGAGCAAGAGGCGCUGUGGUGUCGGGGUCAGCGUCCUGGAUGACCUCCUCUAUGCUGUGGGAGGCCAUGAUGGCUCCUCUUAUCUUAACAGCGUGGAAAGGUAUGAUCCAAAGACCAAUCAGUGGAGCAGUGAUGUGGCUCCCACCAGCACCUGCAGGACCAGUGUUGGAGUAGCAGUUCUUGGAGGUUACCUCUAUGCUGUGGGUGGCCAGGAUGGUGUCUCUUGUCUCAACAUUGUGGAAAGGUAUGAUCCCAAAGAAAACAAAUGGACUCGAGUGGCUUCCAUGAGCACCAGGCGCCUGGGAGUGGCAGUGGCUGUGCUGGGAGGCUUCCUCUAUGCUGUGGGAGGCUCUGAUGGAACAUCCCCUCUCAAUACUGUGGAACGCUACAACCCCCAGGAGAACCGCUGGCACACGAUAGCCCCCAUGGGCACGAGGAGGAAGCACCUGGGCUGUGCUGUGUACCAGGACAUGAUCUACGCCGUGGGAGGCAGGGAUGACACCACAGAGCUCAGCAGUGCUGAGAGGUACAACCCACGCACCAACCAGUGGUCCCCUGUGGUGGCCAUGACCUCCCGGCGGAGCGGGGUUGGCCUGGCCGUGGUGAAUGGACAGCUGAUGGCAGUGGGGGGCUUUGAUGGCACAACGUACCUGAAGACCAUUGAGGUGUUUGAUCCAGAUGCUAACACGUGGAGGUUGUACGGCGGGAUGAACUACCGGCGGCUGGGCGGAGGCGUGGGGGUUAUCAAAAUGACACACUGUGAAUCUCAUAUAUGCUCUAGUAUGCACGGUCUAGAUCCAAUGUAACUCUUUGCCGGUGAACUCUUUCUAUGGAAUUAUAAAAAUUGACUUCUGUGAGAGUGUGCCCAGCGGGAGACCACGUUGUCAGACUCCAGGGAACCACUGGACAAAAGUAGAAGUGUUGCUUAUGUCCGUAUUUUUUCUAAAUAGUUCUACAUUUUUUUAAUAAACCAAACUGUAACAGUUAUUGUAGCGUAAAGGAUGCUGGUGUAGAGCCUACACUCUGUACUGGGAGUCUGGCCAGGAGGAGGGAUUCCUGCUUUCCCUCCUGCUGUGGGAGCAGUGGAUGUGGCAGCUGUUUGGUGGGCGAAGGAGAAAAAGUGAUACAGAAAACAUUGCUUUUGCCUUAUUUACAGAGAGCUUCAAAAAAAAAAGUACUUGACCUGCAAGGUGCCACCUUUGCACAGAAGCUUUUCUGUGCACAGAGUAUAUUUAUUUUUUCAUUUGAUUUGUAUCAUGUAUUUCCUUUGUAUCGCUCACAGCGAUGAUUCCAGCUUUUUAUAUACAUCCCUGUGUUUGCAUAUAUAUAUAUAUAUGUAUUUUAUAUAUAUGUAUGUAUAUGUGUGACAUGCAUUUUGAGCAGCUGGUGGUUUGGGCAGGGCUGUGUCCUGCCAGCUACUGUGGUUCCAACCCUUGUGGUAUGAUUUGGGGUCUCUUAGAGGACAGGAGAGCUGUGUGGAUAGGUGCCCUGAGUAUCUUUUCAGAACUGGAACUCUCAUUGCUCGACUGAAUCAGUGAAGUGCCCAAAAAGGAUGAGAGGAAAAGGAUUUCAAGCAAUGCCUUUUUACUGUACAAAAGUUUAGCUUUUCUCUCCUCUCUCUGGUAUGUGAACUUAUACUGGUUUGAAGGAAAACCAGCAGGAGGAAUUAACCCCACACAAGGACCUUGUGAGAGAUUUCAAUAGAAAUAUUAUAAUAAAUGCAACAAAUACAGAAAGACUGGCUUAACACCAGUCCUGAAUAAACAGUGGUUGGAGUAAUGGAUGAGGUCUUGUCAAAAGCCCUGGUACUGUGGAAAGGCCUGGUCCUUAUCUAGUGGUGGUGGUUGUGUCCAAGUCCCCAGCCCCCAGAUCACAGACCCUCAAAGCCCAGGCAGGAACCUUGAGUCCCUCCCCCAGGGCAAGGGAUUUCCCAAUGGAAUGAUGGAAUCCCAUGAGUCAUAGGAUAUUUUGGGGAGUCCUUGGGGGCCCAUAGGCAGAGAUAACCCCCCUUAGGCUGGGUGUAGUUGUCACUGUGUAGACAGAGAGAACACUGCACCCAGCUUACAGCUGUUACCAAGGACCCACCACUAACAGUUCAUCAGGAAUAGUGCAGAUGGGUAUGGGACACAGUUUGGCUACACCCACACUGGUACUUUUUCCUGCAACCACUGACAGAACCUAAAUCCAACUAGUUCUAGCUCACUUCUAAAAGCCUUUUUCCUCCUGUUGCCUGCUUGAUACCAGUUCUUGAUUGAAGCAGGGUGCAGGUAUCAUCUUUAAUUCUGACACCCACUCCUGUUCUUGCUGGAAGGGCAGACCCACAGCCAGCUCCUUCCUGCUGAAAAAAAAGCUCAGACCAGCCUCACCUCAGCUGCCCUCUUGGCUGUGUCUGUAGAAUUCCUCACCAUGAUGGACAGUGCCCUCUCUUUGAGUGAUUUUUUGGGUAGAGCAGGGAAAGGGUGAGGCUCAUUUAAGAGUUUGAAGGGGAAGGACUGUUUGUUGCUGGCACUGUGAAUAACUGUGGAGUCACACAGGAGUGAGGGGAGAGCAGGGAAGAACUCAAGACUCAACAGUUCUGUUUGUACUGUAAUUUCUAUUGAGUGUGGAAGAAUGACCUUUUGCACCUGAUCUAACUGUGGAACUUAACUAAAUUUGAUUUUGAAAAAGGACUGUAAAUUCUUGAGAUGAAAAAGGCAGUGCUGACAUCUUAAGUUCUUAACUUCAUAGUUUGAUUCAUGUAACUCAGACUUUAAUGUGCUUGAAUAUAGUAAAAGAUACACUACAGUCAUAAACAGGACAUUAAAACUUUUCUAAAAGCCCCUUUCCCCCUAAAGGUCGGUAUUCUUGUGUUUACAUAUGAAGAUCAUUUGCACCUUUACAAGGAAAACAAGUAUUCUGUAAACAAAUGUUUACAUGUAUCAUUUAUGCUUUUUUCUAGCAUGAGUAACUUGUAUAAAUAGUGCUAUCUUAAUAAAUUUCUUCUACGCUGUUCUUGGUUUGUUCCUUGGGGUUGAAAGCAAUGUGGGAGGGAGUGUUUUUCUGUGGUUUACAUGGACAAAGAUGCUGGAAGUUUAUUCCCCAGAUAAAUCCCAGUAAAAGAGGCUUGUUACCCUUCACAUCACUCAGAACCAGUUUUUUGUGGAAGGAAGAAUCUGUACGAUGGGUAAAUCUUAUCUCUGCUCACUUAACUGCAUUUAUCAAUAAGGACAACAUAAGGAAGAGGUUAAAAGAGGCUAUAAGAAUUUAGAGAUGAUAAAAGAAUUUUAGAGAUGAUUUAUGCAAAUUUGUUGGAAAGAGCUGAGGAUUAGAUUUAAAACUUAUCCUUGGAUAUAACAGUCCUAUUUUCAAACCAAAUACAGGUGCCAGUUAUUUCCAGACCUUGUACUCCUUUGUCCAGUGCUCUCUUGACUCCAGAUAGCAGACUUUGAGAUAUUUCAAAAAAGGAAGCUAAAGCAUCACAAGUGAUAGUUAAAGUAGCUGCUGAGCUGCCAAGACCUUCAGAAGAUAACUUAGCUGCUUGUACCAGGUUAAGAGUUACCACAGACUUCAACCUUAACAUGCAAAAAUAAUCCAUUUUCAACUAGUAAAGAAUCUGAAACCAA
Molecule: messenger RNA, 4790 nt
Organism: Oenanthe melanoleuca
Lineage: Eukaryota; Metazoa; Chordata; Aves; Passeriformes; Muscicapidae
Gene: KLHL20
Product: kelch like family member 20
Exons: 13
Coding region: 138-1994 (618 amino acids)
Molecular function (GO): protein binding
Source: RefSeq, a predicted model, not a curated record